AGGGAUUUACACCCACGCGCCACGGACCAUGUUCUCCCGGGGGCUGACGCCGCGCGCGGCCGUGUGCUGGUGGAUUACGGCGCUGCUGAGCACGGGGAGCGUGAGCGCGCGGAAGCCGGACGACUCCUUCUUCUCCAGCGGCGGCGUGUACCGAGCGAGAUGCGCCUCCAGAUGCCUCAGCCUGCACAUCACGCGCAUCUCCGCCUUCUUCAAGCACUCGCAGAACAACGGGUCCUUGGUCUGGUGCCAGAAUCACAAGCAGUGCUCCAAGUGCCUGGAGCCCUGCAAGGAAUCCUGGAACCUGAAGGAAAACCAGUGCCAGGAUUUAUGCGAGCCCCUCUUCCCCAAGAAGCACUACGAGUGUCUGACCAGCUGCGAGUUCCUCAAGUCGGUGGAGGGAGUGAAGCAAGGCGACUGCCCCGCUCCGGAGAAGGCCAGCGGCUUCGCCGCCGCCUGCGUGGAGAGCUGCGAGGAGGACGGCGAGUGCUCCACCGUCAAGAAGUGCUGCUCCAACGGCUGCGGCCACACCUGCCAGCUGCCCAAGAACCUCUACAAAGGCGUCCCUCUGAAGCCCAGGAAGGAGCUGGUCUUCCUGGAGCAGCCCUCCGGGCAGCUGGAGAUCCGCUGGUCCUCCAAGUUCAACAUCUCGGUGGAGCCGGUCCUGUAUGUGGUGCAGCGUCGCUGGAACUAUGGAAUCCACCCCAGCGAGGAUGACGCCACCGACUGGGAGACCGUGGCUCAGACUGCAGAGGAACGGAUCCACCUGCUCGACAUCAGAGCCAGCAGAUGGUACCAGUUCAGGGUGGCUGCCGUCAACGUGCACGGGACACGCGGCUUCACGGCCCCCAGCAAGCACUUCCGCUCCUCCAGAGAUCCAGCCGCACCUCCGCGCCCGGUCGGCCUGCGAGUCACCAACGUGACCUUGGGAGAGGAGGCGCUGGUGUCGGCCCGACUCAACUGGACCCUGCCGGAGGAGCCGGACAUCCCCAUCCACCACUACAAGGUCUUCUGGAGCUGGAGCGUGCCCGGCAAGUCCCUGGUGCCGUCCAAGAAGAAGAGGAGGAAGACCACCAACGGGGCUCACAGCUGGGUGGAGCUGGAGGGUCUGCAGGCCAACAGCAGCUACAGUGUGGAGGUGCAGGCCGUGACCUACUGGGGGCAGGUGCGGCUGAAGAGCGCCAAGGCCUCGCUCCACUUCUCCACGGGCCAAGACCACGGAGCAGCUAAAGCGGGGCUCAAGCCCAGGAAGGAGGAGGCGCCCCCCGGUGGCUCCACGCUCAGCAAGCGCCCCGCUGGCCCCCUGGAGGUGGGCACGCCCUUCUACCAGGACGGCCAGCUCCAGGUCCGGGUCUACUGGAAGAAGCGAGGAGACCCCGGAGCGACCCGCUACCAUGUCCAGUGGAUGCCAGAGUACUGCAGCCACAACGAGACCCGAGGGCCCGACAAGUCCGUCACUCAGGAGAACUACAUCAACCUCCCGGGCCUGCUGUUCUCAUGCAAGUACAAGGUCACGGUCCACAUGCUCAAGUCCAAGAGGCGGAGCAAAGACGAGAGCGUCACCUUCCUCACCCCGUCCUGCGCCACCGUCCGCAGCAAGACGCACAAACACGUGCCCUGCCCCGGAGAAGCAGCCGCGGCCCUUCCCAAGGUCCUGGCCAAACCCGAGAACCUGACCGCAGCCUUCUCCAUCAGCGAGGGAAACAUCACCGGCAGCUUCCUGUGGCACGUGUCCAGAGUGGCGCCGCACCAGCGCAUCACUGGCUUCCAGGUCACGUGGGCUGAACUCACCACCGAGAGCCGGCAGAACAGUUUACCCAACAGCAUCAUCUCGCAGUCGCAGAUCCUGCCGCCGGACCAUCCCUCGCUGGUGGUGUCCAACCUGCGGCCGUCCACCUACUACAGGCUGGAGGUCCAAGUCAUCACGACCGGAGGGGAGGGGCCCGCCACCGUCAAGAGCUUCCAGACCCCCAGCGCGCUACCGGCCGUCCAGCACCGGCCCAGACUCCGGCAGCACCAGCCUCAUCACCAGAAGCCGUCGGUGGAGCGACACUGAUGCCGGCGACUCCGGCCCUCACCAGCUGACCUCGCCGCCCCACUCCCCUGUACAGACGGAUUUUUACGGCUCCCUUUGCAUCGUAGGCGCACGGUUCUCCCCCAUCAGCCCGAGCCAGAGAGUGGACGCCACACCACGCUGCAGAAUCUAUUUAUUAAAGCGGCGGCGUGGCUCCGGUCGUGACCUCUGACCCCCAGUCUUCACCUAGUACGCUGCAUGCCGUCCUUUUUUAAACAUGAAUCAAGUGCUCGAGACUGAAAGCCUGUAAUGGUUUUGCAUGAUGGCGUCCCGUUGGCAUGAACUCCACCUCCUUAACUGACUAACACAGAACUGGGAGUCCCAUAUGUAACAGUGUAUUAAUGACACCAUAACGCGUGAAACCUGUACAUGCUCUUGGCUGUAGAAAUGUUUGUGGUGCCGCAGUCAGUGAAUGUCUAUAUUUAUUUAUGUGUGUAUUACCGUUGGAGUGUGCGUGGAUGUGUGUCACUGGUGUUUCUCCUCCUCUCCGGCGAUUCUUGUAAAGACGUUUUGUAAAAAUGGAAUUGUAAAUACAGUCUUAUGUUACAUGUUAUUUUUCCAUGCUAGAAAGUGUACAAACUGCUAAAGUAAUAAAAGGACCUGAACCAGA
This is a messenger RNA of Synchiropus splendidus (mandarinfish), 2681 nucleotides long. RefSeq names its product anosmin-1 (gene anos1). The transcript is spliced from 14 exons. The record is from RefSeq and is a predicted model, not a curated record. Gene Ontology annotation, cellular component: cell surface; extracellular region. Gene Ontology annotation, molecular function: peptidase inhibitor activity; protein binding. NCBI's taxonomy places the organism in Eukaryota, Metazoa, Chordata, Actinopteri, Syngnathiformes, Callionymidae. Bases 29 to 2053 code for a protein of 674 amino acids. Gene Ontology annotation, biological process: neuron differentiation.